This is a messenger RNA of Anolis carolinensis (green anole), 2842 nucleotides long. RefSeq names its product transmembrane channel like 4 (gene tmc4). Gene Ontology annotation, molecular function: mechanosensitive monoatomic ion channel activity. Lineage: Eukaryota; Metazoa; Chordata; Lepidosauria; Squamata; Anolidae. The record is from RefSeq and is a predicted model, not a curated record. Gene Ontology annotation, cellular component: plasma membrane. Bases 108 to 2252 code for a protein of 714 amino acids. The transcript has 16 exons.
AUAAUUAAUCCAAGCCCAGACUUGCUGAAUAACUUCCUUGUUCCUUGUUCCCUAAACUGAAAGGAAUAAAGUGCAGAGAGGAAGAAAUGUACCUGUAACCUGCAGCCAUGGAUGACAACUGGACGGACCGUUUGGGGAGGCGUGACGAUGAAACAGAGCCCACUUGGGGUGGCCGGGGACCCCCGUCUCUAUUUCUCCAGCUGCCAAGCAACCAGACGCUACGCUUGCGGGGCAACAAGGCAGUGGAUUGGGGAGCAGCUUGGGAAGGGGCUUCAGAGCCUACAGUUGAUCCCCAAGAACUGAUCCCAGAAUUUGUGCCAGGCGAGGAAGAGGAAGACAGCAAGCCUCUGAAAGAGCUGCCCCUUUCGCUUGCGGAGAAAAGAAAACUCAGAGCUCUGCAAGAACAGGCAGCCAGCAGGCUCACUGGUUGGGAUCUAUGGCGUGUGGAGAAACAGCGGACACUGCGUCGCCUCAGGAACCAAGCAGGGAAUGCCUUCUCAUAUGCAGAGAUGUGGCGGAGUUCCCUGCACCACAUUGGAGGCCAUUUUGGAACAGGGAUCCAGUCCUACUUUAACUUCCUGCGCUUCUUGGUUCUGAUGAAUUUCGUGGCCUCUCUGCUGGUGGUGGGAUUCGUGGUCGCUCCAAACGCAGCAUUUGAGAGCUUACACCUCAAUUGGACAAGUCAACACAACAACAGUUCGGUGAAUGAAUCUUGUCUGCGCUACGAUCCGUCCCCAAAAGGCUUGGUCAGCUACUUUUCCUACAUCAUGAAUCUUCUGUCAGGCCAGGGGUUCAUGGAGCUCACCUACUUGUUCUAUGGCUACUACCAAAAUUCAGCGGUUGAUUUUGUGGGCUUCUCAUACAAUGUCCCACUUGCAUAUCUGCUCACAGUUUUCUUCUACCUCCUCUUCUGCCUGGCAUGGAUUGUCCGGAGAUCAGUCUACUGUCUCAAACGCAGCCUGGUUAGUGAAGAUGCUUCCUUUGGAUCGUAUAGUGACAAAGUCUUUGCUGGCUGGGACUUUGGCCUGAUGCAAGAGAAGAUGGUGAAGUUAAGGCACAGGAGUAUUCGCUAUGAACUGAAGAUGGAUUUAGAGGAGGCCGCGCUCCGCAAGCACCAGGCAGAACAAACCACAUCUCAGCGAGUCUGUCUUUAUGCUCUCAGAGGUCUGGUCAACGUCAUUGUGUUGGGGCUAUUGGGAGCAUCCUUUUAUUGUAUCUACCGGGCAACAGACUAUUCUCAGUGGCUGCAGGGAAAGGAAGACUCCCCAGUCAAAGGUCAGUUCUUCCUGAAACUUCUGGUGGCUUAUCUCCCUUCGGUUGUCAUCACUCUCGCAAACCUCAUUGUCCCGAUCAUCUCCGAGAGCAUUGUUCGACUAGAGAAAUACCCUCUCAGCUUUGAAAUCAAAAUAACACUCCUCAGGAAUGUCUUCCUUCGUAUCGCAAGCCUGGUGGUUGUCCUGGUAUCACUCUGGGGCCAGAUUACCUGCAAUGGGGACCUGGAAAAUGCAGAUUGUCGUAACUGUGGCUACAAUAACACGUUAUACCUAUGCUGGGAGACCGCUGUGGGGCAGGAAAUGUACAAGCUGAUGAUCUUCGACUUGCUUAUUAUGCUGCUUGUUGUGAUGUUUGUAGAAUUCCCAAGAAAGAUGCUGGUGACUUUCUUGCCCUCCUGCCCAUUGCUGAAACUUUGGGGGCAGCAGGAGUUCAUGGUGCCCUCCAAUGUGUUGGACCUGGUCUAUGGGCAGACCUUGUGCUGGACUGGGGCUCUUUUCUGCCCCCUUCUGCCUGUGCUCAACACUAUCAAAUAUAUCGCUGUCUUCUACCUGAAAAAGCUCACCCUCUUUUCCAAUUGCCGUCCUGCUGACCGGACCUUCCGUGCCUCCAGCUCCAACUUCUUCUUUCUCUUGGUCUUACUUCUGGGCCUGAUAAUUUCUUGCGUUCCUGCCUUAUACAGCAUGUUUGUAAUACAUCCUUCAGAAGCCUGUGGCCCGUUCCGGGGCGAGCCCGCCAUGUGGAACACCGUCAGCAGCGCCAUAUCAGAAUUGCCCAAAAUGGCCAGGAACUUCUUCAGAUUUGUGGGUUCCCUGGCAUUCGCUGUCCCUUUGUUCCUGCUACUGAGUAUCCUCAUGUUCUAUCUCAAGGCACUGGCUGACUCCUACAGCUCUGUGGUCAAAGGCCUUAAAGGACAGCUCCGUCUGGAGGGCCAAGACAAACUCUUCCUGGUGAAACAGAUCUCUGAGCUGAGCCAGUGAGACAGAAGAUGGUAGAACAAGAUGCAUUUAUUUCUUCAGAUGGGUGUUUUAUUGUACAGUUCCUAACAAUCAGUUCAUUUCUUCGAUACUCAAAGUCCUCAUUUCAUAGAAUCAUAGAAUAGCAGAGUUGGAAGAGAUCACAUGGGCCAUCUAGUCAAGCCCCCUGACCCCUAUGAACCGGUGCCUGCUCUAAGAUCUUCUGGGGAGGCCCUUCUCUCGCUCCUGCCGCUAUCACAAACACUGUUCGUGGGGAUGAGGGAGAGGCCUUCUCGAUGGUGGCUCCCUGGCUCUGGAACGCCUUUCCCAGAGAGAUCAGAUUAGCCCCAUUCUAUCCUCGUUUCAUAAGGAUUUGAAAACCUGGUGGUUUCAUGAGAUCUUUGAGUAGAGCUCCUGUAGCCUUCCCAGCUAUUCUCUUACUUAGCACUUUACCCACUUCCUUGCCCACUCUGUACCGUAGCACCUGACACGCCUAGCACCUUAUGGUUGGCCACCCCAAUGCUGAAUCCUGAUCAUUGUAUCUGGGUUAUUGAUGGAGUUUUUGUCAUUAGGGUUUUAAAUUCUUGUUACUGAUUAUAUGUCUUAUUCAUUUA